This is a messenger RNA of Eruca vesicaria subsp. sativa (arugula), 1664 nucleotides long. The record is from the annotation of a GenBank genome assembly. Lineage: Eukaryota; Viridiplantae; Streptophyta; Magnoliopsida; Brassicales; Brassicaceae.
CUUGUGGUUUGAGAGAACCUCUCAAUUAUUUGACCUUCCAACAUUCAUACGCAAAACGACCAAUUCGAUCGGAUUUGCAAGUGAUUGAUACCCUUCUUCUCCCAAGCCUGUCUGCGAAUCUUUAAGUUCUCGGUAUUUCUUGAAAAAGGAAUCAAUGGGACCAAAAGCUGGAACGUUGGUUAUUUUCUUGCUGGGGUUGACCUUGCUUUCUGACGCUAGAUCUUUCUUUCACUCUUCCCAAGUCUCAAAGGAAGUAAUAAAGAAUGAAAAAGUUUGCACUCUGUGUGAGGAAUAUGUUGACGUUGCUAUCAGCUACCUUGAGAAAAACGAAACACAAGCACAGAUAAUCGAGGAUCUUCAUGAUCGGUGUUCCCUCAUGCGUGAAUUUGCACAGCAGUGCAAAACUUUGGUUGACUACUAUGUGCCUCUUUUCUUCAUACAACUUGAGUCGUUUCAACCUGAAAAUUUCUGCAAGAGGAUGAAUCUUUGUGACAAAGUGGCAGCUCUUGUAGAAGAAGCCCGUCAGGAUAGUUGCGGUGUAUGUCACAAGACUGUUUCAGAUAUUCUCAUCAAACUACAAGAUCCCGACACACAGUUGGAUAUAGUUGAGCUACUUCUCAAGGGAUGCAAAUCAUUCAAGAACUACGAGAAGAAGUGUAAGAGGUUGGUGUUCGAGUAUGGACCUCUGAUCCUGGUAAAUGCAAACGAUUUCCUAGUGAAAAAUGACGUCUGCAAACUCUUACGCGCAUGUCCGGCCGAGCAAACGGUUUCAAGGCAACCAGGGUCGGCGGAUUCUUGAAUGUUACAAAAUGAUGUGUAUUAUUCAUACGAAUCUUUUGCAUACUACUUUGCGAACUGUCUAAAUGUACGGAUUUAAGACACACACGCACACUCCAUUCCGUAAACGUUUUCUUUGCAUUUGUGUAAAUAAUGAUCUCUACAAUGGUACUACCUCUGUUAUGAUUGUAUCCUACAUGUUAAGAAUAAUGUGGAGGGGCAUUGAAAUAGUUCGUUUGUUACUGAAUGAUUUGUGUAUAAACAUAACUCUAUAGUGUGUGUGUGGCCAAAAGUGUCAACAAUCUUAGAUACAAAAGCCAUUUAUUGAUAGAAUAUAACUUCCCAACAUCAAAGAGAACUAGCAUGGAACAACACGCUAAUUCUAAAACAAAGACAAAAAUAAAAACACGCUAAUUCGAUUACAAACACACACCUUUAUUACAAGAAUUCCCUUCCCAAACACUUAGAAGCGACAUAAACAUAUAUUACAUGAGUUACCAAAAAAAACAUAUAAUACAUAUCUGUUAUUAUGAGUUGCCCGUAUACCCGUGUUUGCAUCGGUUGUAGAUGGUACAUUCGCUGUUCUUCUGACUAUAGAUUGGGGUGCACAGAUGAUCCUUUGAAGAAAUACAUACCGGCUGACGGUCGGGGGUGCGAUAGAGUAGAUAGUCUUUCUUAAUCGGCACAAGGGAGACCCAAAUUACUUCUCCACUAUCUUCAUGAACACCCGUGAGAUUUUGCCAGCCAUUGAGCAUAUUCCCUGAGGUUGCAACGGCAAGGAGCAGAAGGACGAAAAAGACUAUUGACUUCAUUUGUCCAAUUAUUUGUCUGGCUUUUUUUUUUCUUUUUUUCUUUUUUAAUCUUUGGUGUGAGAAGGGAUAGGGAAG